GGUUGGAAACCAUGUAGGACACCUGGAUUUGGACAGCCCUAAGCUUGUCUUAUGAUUUGGUUACCGCAUGAGUACGCGCUCACCUUAUCGUGACGUCAUAAUAUAAUCACCAGAUAAUUGGUGUCACGCGGCGAAUCCUGCCGGGCUUUCGGGUUCAACGCGGUCACGUGCGCGUGUUUCCAGGUUUGGGAUCCUGUGACCCCAGCGGGGGGGUCCUGCAUCAGGAUGGGGGAGUCCCGGCUGUUGGUGGAGGAGCUGCUGGCACCGAUCCUGCAGCUGGUCCAGGUGGAGGACAGCGUGGAGCGAGAAUUCAUUGAAAUGCUGAAGAACUUUGAGGCUGUGAGGAAGAAGUGGCUGCACUCCGAGCUGGAGCUGAAAAAGUACAAAGAGCUGCUGGUCAAGUCAGAUGUGGCCAAAGCUGCUCUGGAGGUCAAGCUGAAGCACGCCCGCAACCAGCUGGAUGUGGAGAUGAAGAAGAGGCACAAGGUGGAGUCUGACUACCAGUAUCUGCAGAGGCAGAUGCAGCUGAUGUGUGACAUCCUGGUCCACGACAGCAAGUCCAGCUCCUGCCUGAACGACGAGCAGAAGUCUCUGCUGGCCACAUUCGACCGCAGAGGAGCCAACACGACCCUGCAGAGGAGCAGCAAACGGCUGUCAGUCAUUGAUGAGUCCUCGUUCCUGUCCCACUCCGACAUCAGCUACGACCGCACCGACGACGAUGUGGACCUGGACACCACUGUGAUCAAGCCUCUGAAGUCUCGAGCUCGAGAGAGAAGGCGCUCGUCCAUGUGCCCGACUGUCGGGGCUCCUGUUGGGAAGCGAUCCAGAGGCGGGAACGUCUCCACUGAGCUGCUGGAGAGAAAAACUAUAGAUGAGGAGGUGGAGACCAUAGUGAAGGCUUCCAUGACGACUGUGGACUCUGGUGGUCAGGUCCACAUGAAACUUGGAAUCACACAGGAGAGUCCUGACAACCCGAGUCGCUCCAUCACCCAGGAAUGUGCCGUGUCCCUGGGGGGUGGAGGAGCAGGAGACCAAACCUCUGUGUGGCUGCACUGUGAUAACGCCAUGGUCCAGCUGGAGGCUGAAGGACUCCAGCAAGACUCGACGGCCCCCAGCUGCAGAGUUCAGAAGACCCUCAGACACAUCUUCCUGUCUAAAACGGUGAUCCGGCCUGAGACGUGUGUGCCGUGCGGGAAGAGGAUCCGCUUUGGAAAGGUGGCUGUAAAAUGCAGGAGCUGCCGUGUGGUCGCCCAUCCAGAAUGCAAGCAGAAGCUCCCCAUUGGCUGCUCAGCUGGCAUCCCUGUGACAGGAAGUGCAGCUCAGACGGCACCAGAUUCAUUGGAGAGGUUUGCUCCACCCACCCACCCCAGAGUCCCUCAGCUUAUAGUGGACUGUGUGGCUGAGAUUGAGAGGCGGGGCCUUCAGGAGAGGGGUCUGUACAGAGUUCCUGGAGGUGAGCGUCUUGUGAAGGAGCUGAGAGAGCGUUUUCUUCAGGGGAAGUCGGCUCUGGUGCUCAACAAAGUCCAAGACAUCCAUGUGGUCUGUGGACUCCUGAAGGAUUUUCUGAGGAAGCUGAAGGAACCUCUGAUCACGUUCAGGCUUCACAAAACCUUCAUGGAAGCUUCAGAGCUUGCUGAUGAAGACCGGAGCUGGACCGUCUUGAGUCAGGCUGUGGCUGAGCUUCCAAAGGCCAACAGAGACACUCUGGCUUUCCUCAUGCUUCAUCUGCACAAGGUGAUGAGGAGUCCACAGUGCCAGAUGGACCUGAACAAUUUGGCUCGAAUAUUUGGACCUACUAUCGUAGGCCAUGGGAUGUCUGAGCCAUCUCCAACAACUAUCAUGAGAGACACCAAUGUCCAGCCAAAGGUUGUUUGCCGCUUGUUGUCCCUUCCUGAAGACUUUUGGAGGCGUAUCCUCACGGAUCACGGUGUCCGGUUGGAGGAGGUCCCGCUCGUGUGCUCCAAAAAGAAAAGUCAGGAUGAAGGACAUGCAGGUCGAUUGUUUAAGCCGCUGACGUCUCCAGAAUUACACAGCUGCUACAAGACAUCCACCGUGGGAUCAGUCCGAGGCAGGAUCCUAAACCCAAGGAAUGCUGUCCCCGACACAGGUCAAGUAGAUUCGACGAGGAAGUUCUUCACAUCCCCCAGCUGAAAAACCUGCAUCAUUAUGCUCAACAGUGUAGCCUGAUGCAGUCAAUCUGUGAACCAGGCCUCGGACUCUGACAUUUUAACACUUUGAAGGAGCAAACCUCGACUGCCAUUAGCUGGAGUCCAUCAUGCUCCAUAGUGGAUUCUGCAUCAGACCUUGCUAAGAGUGGAGCUCUGUCUUCAUGCUGUCUGUCUUAAUGUUAUCAUUUUUCUGUGUUUCAUUUGUAUCCAUGUUGCUUAUCUUGUUUAUUUUUGUCAUUUAUCUCCACGUCGUUGGAGUUCUGUGAUGUAGACUUGCAUUUAUGGAGCUUCAGAACCAUCAGAACUGAUCAGUUUGAUGCUGGGCUGUAAAAAAAAAGAAAUUUGUAAUAAUUUGGAUUUUUUUUUUAAAUAUAUUGAAAUUAAAAAUGUUGUCUUUUGGAUAAAUUAUGUUAUUUGUGUAAUCAGAUGAUAAUCUCGGAUUUAAACCGGGAAAACGUGUUAAAUCGGUCCAUUGCAGCUCUGUGUAGAUAAACAUUUUAUCUGGAAGAAACAAAUAACAUGUAAUGUAGGCUACACUUGCGUUAAUUAAAAACACGUUUUACUUUAUUCAUUUAGUACAUAAUCUUUUGAUGUUGAUGGGAACUAAAUAAAGAAAAGAAAAAAAAA
Messenger RNA from Oryzias melastigma (Indian medaka), 2795 nucleotides. Its product is annotated as rac GTPase-activating protein 1. Bases 226 to 2151 code for a protein of 641 amino acids. The transcript has 16 exons. Gene Ontology annotation, biological process: signal transduction. The record is from RefSeq and is a predicted model, not a curated record. NCBI's taxonomy places the organism in Eukaryota, Metazoa, Chordata, Actinopteri, Beloniformes, Adrianichthyidae.